AUGAAUCAACAACUUUUAGGACAGACUAUAAAUGGUGCCCCAGGCAUUGCUUUGCAGCAACGUCAAGUGCAGGCAGUGCAGGCACAACAAGCACAGGCUCAGGCUCAGGCUCAGGCACAAGUGCAAGUCCAAGCUUUACAAAGCCAGCAGGCCCAAGUGCAGGCUCAGGUUCAAGCCCAAAACCAGGGCAUGGAUCCUAAUUCAUUAGAUGCUCGUUUAGCACAGGAAAAUGCAGAAACUUGGAUCGCUAUUGGUUCGUGUGCUGACACUAUUGGAAGCGUUGAAAAGGCAGUUGAAGCUUUUUCGACAGCACUUAGAUAUACUCCAAAUAAUCCAAAGGCACUGACAAAAUUGGCUAAUGUGUACAGAACACGUGAUGCUUAUGCGGAGGCUGCAGAUCUUUACAGAAGAGCGCUUUCCUUGGACCAAAACAAUGGAGAGACCUGGGGUCUUUUGGGACACUGCUAUUUAAUGCUAGAUGAUCUUCAAAGUGCUUACACAGCAUAUCAGCAAGCUCUUCUUAAUCUUCAAAACUUGAACGUGCCAAAAUUAUGGCAUGGGAUCGGAAUCUUGUACGACAGAUAUGGUUCAUUGGAGUAUGCGGAGGAAGCAUUUGUUCGUGUGUUGGAGAUGGAUCCAAACUUUGAAAAGGCCAACGAGAUCUAUUUCAGGCUAGGAAUCAUAUACAAGCUUCAGGGCAAGUUACAGAAGGCACUUGAGUGUUUCAACUACAUUCUUUCCAUGCCUCCGGCGCCAUUAUCGCAGUCGGAUGUCUGGUUUCAGAUUGGCUCUGUACUGGAACAGUCGAGAGACUUCCCAGGUGCAAAGGAUGCCUACGAGAGGGUUUUGCAAACAAAUCCAAACCAUGCCAAGGUCUUGCAGCAGUUAGGAUGUCUAUACUCACAACCUGAGGCUCCGUUCCACGAUGAUGACGUUGCAUUAAGAUUGCUUCAUCAGUCAAUUGAGUUGAACCAAGCAGAUGCACAUUCCUGGUACUAUCUGGGUCGUGUGUACAUGUCAAAGCAGGACUAUCCGAACGCAUACGAGUCAUUUCAGCACGCGGUUAACAUUGACUCGAGAAAUCCAACCUUCUGGUGUUCGAUCGGUGUGCUCUACUAUAAAAUAUCGCAGUAUAAGGAUGCCUUGGAUGCUUACACCAGGGCAAUCAGACUUAAUCCUUAUCUUUCGGAGGUCUGGUAUGAUUUGGGAACAUUGUACGAGACUUGCAACAACCAGAUUGGCGAUGCCUUGGAUGCAUAUCACAGGGCAGCAUCAUUGGACCCAAGCAAUCCAAACAUUCAGGAAAGACUUCUUCAGCUUACCAAAUACCAAAAGGAAGGUGGCUCUCUACCACCUCCACCUCUUCCUCAAGCUGCUCAGCAACCAGUUCAGGUCAUGACUCCUCAGCAGCCACAAAUGCAAACGCAGUUCCAGGCUCAACCUCAGGGACAGCCAGUCAGAGCUCCACAAUUACAGGCACCGGUUGCACAACAGCUUCCUCAAAAUGCUACCUCUCGUGUUCCACUUCCAAUUCCGCAGGUUCCACAACAGUCUUCCAUUAAGCAGCACCAAAGUGAUGGUCGCGAAAAUGGUCAGCUUCUACAACCAGUUGAUCAUGGAAUGGAGCCUCCUCCUCCACCACCCCCUCAGCUGCAGACAAAUCACAGGCAAGUUAGUGCUUCGCUGAAUUAUUCUGAGCAGACUGGUGAUCAGUCCAAGUCCACCCAGCUCCAGCCGAUGAACAGUGAAAACAGGAAACAGAAUCAGGAAUUCCAUCCUGAAGAAAAUGGCUCUUCGAACACAAAACUUCCUCCCGUGCAACAGCUGGAUGGAGAUUCGGCUGGUAAUUCUCACGUGAGCCUACCUCCUAUUACUUCAACGGCUCCAACUUUGAAUAAGGAGGAGGACUCUUCCUCCAAGAAGCAUUCUCUUGAAAAUCCAAAGCCUGUAGAGCCGGAGGAGAUUAAGAGGCAGAAAACAGAGCAAAGUACGAUACCUUCUCCUGGUCACGCAAACACAACUGUUGUGUCGAAUUUCAACACCACACAGGAGAACAGCUCUGAGAAUAAACCCUCUGUACAGGAUCAGCCUGCUGCAAGUGCCCCAACUCCUCCAAAAGUGACUCCAUCUGGAAGUGAAUCGGGUAAUAACGGUCUUGUGCACACCAAAAGUGAAACUACUGCUCCUUCUCAAGUUGAUGCUUCGACUUCUGAGGAGAAAACAAAGGUUCAGAUUGCAGAUAAAGAGGAGCCUAAACCUACCAUUAGCUUGAAACCAAUGGACAAGGAAGAGAUUGCAGAGAUAAAAGGUGAAAGUAUCACUGGGUCUGAUGCAGCCAAGACAGAGAAUGAAACAGCUCCAAAGGAUUCGAAUGCAGACUCCAAGAAGGAUGAAGUUAAAAAUGACUCUCCGGUUGAAGAACCUGUGCGGAAAGUUGAUGAGGAUGAAGAUUACGAUGAUUAA
Molecule: messenger RNA, 2463 nt
Organism: Brettanomyces bruxellensis
Lineage: Eukaryota; Fungi; Ascomycota; Pichiomycetes; Pichiales; Pichiaceae
Exons: 1
Coding region: 1-2463 (820 amino acids)
Biological process (GO): regulation of gene expression
Molecular function (GO): protein binding; chromatin DNA binding; RNA polymerase II cis-regulatory region sequence-specific DNA binding
Source: RefSeq, a predicted model, not a curated record